UUGACACCUCACACGAUCACUCACCAUGUCCAUGGGCCAGAGCAAGAGCAAGAGCAAGAGCAAGCGCGCACGCGCGCGCGAUGCCGACGCCGACCUCCCGCGCGACCUGCACGAGGAGGUGGGGGAGCACCCUACCGCCGGGGCAGUCACCCAUGUCAUGGGCCUGGCCGACGCACAGCGCAUCGAGGACGACGUCGAAGAUAACCUCAAGCUGUGGGGGCUGACAGAGGCCCUGCGGAAUGGCUACCUCCCGUCCAACGCGCAGCUCGACAUUGCGCUCACGAAACUCGGCGACCUUAUCCAGCCUGAGCGCGCGAAGAACGGCGACACAGAAAAGGCGCUCGAAGCCCUCGUAUCGCUAUCACGGACGCUGCGAAAGGCCAUACGGCAGAAGAACGCAGACCAGCUCAUCCAGGACACGGCGUACCUCGCUUUCCAGGAGAGCCGGGACGAGGUCGGCGAGCGGAUAACGCGGCGGGUGACCAAGCUGCCGAGUGUGAAGAACCCGCCGUGGGAGAUCAAGGAGGCGGCGACGGCAGCGGAUGGCGCGAGGCCGGCGAUCGCGCGACAGCCGUCGGGGUCGUCUCUCGCGUCCGGGGAGAGCACGUACACGACGGCGUCGUCGACGGCGCACGACCCAGACGUCGCGGUUAGUCCCAAGAGCAAAAAGGACGUCGGCGCGGUCAAGAUGGAGCACGCGUCGCGCCAGGGCGAGCUGUUCGUCGCCGCGCGCCAUGUGCGCACACUCGGCAUGAUAUUCGCGACCAACUCUGAGCUCCGCGCUGCUCUGGGCGAGCUCGUCGCCAUCGCGCGCGAUAUGGCCAAGAAGGCGGACAAGGACGAGCUGAAGGAGGAGAAGAAGCGCGCGAAGAAGGCGCGCAAGGAGAAGGAGGAGGAGGAGCGCGAGCGCGAGAAGAAGGAGAAAGAGAAGGAGAAGGAGAAGGGGGUGGCGAAUGGCACGGCGGAUGGGUCCGGUGGGAAGAAUGAGCCGGGGGCCAAGUCUGCGUCGACGAGCCCACAACGCUCGACGUGGAGCGACUGGGGUGCAGGCCAGUUCGACCUCCUGCACAUGUCUAUGCCGUCGCUGCCGAGCUUCCCCAGCCCGCCGAGUAGACGGUCAAGUAGACGGUCAAGUAGACGGUCCAAGACUCCGCCCGCGGCUCCUGAGCCUGAAGAGGAGGACGAGGACAACGAGGCCCCCGAGAAUGGGGAGCAUGCCUCCACGGAUGACGAGCCCACCACGACCACGGACGACGACGACGACCUCGGAGGCCCGGCGCCGCAGCCGCCCGGCGCGUUCUUCGCCGACGCGGACGAUCACGACGAGGUCACCUGGGCCGACAUCGAUGUCGGGGACGAAUCGACCAAGCAGGGUCAGGAGAACGUUGCGCGAGCCGAGGCGGCGAAGAAGGACCCGCGGACAGCCAAGUUCCUCGGGCAUCUGAAGAUCGCUGUCGGGAGCCUACAGGAGCAGGAGGGCUACGCCGAGGCCAUGGAGUGGCUCAUGGAGAUGUUCAAGGCCUACGAGGAGGAGGUGCUGCAGCGCGAGACGGCCAAAGGCGCGCUGUCUCGCCUCGCCAAAGCUGGCGAGCGCAAGGUCAAGGGGCAGGAGGAGGUGCCCGAGGCGCCAGUAACCUCCACGCCCACGCGCCAGAUUCUGGCAAACUUCGUGACUAUCAUGGAGCGGUUUGCGCGCGGCCGCUCGACCAGCUCGAUCCAGAAGGCGAUCGCCGACCUCUACGCGGACGUGUUUGACGACGACUCGGCCAUGAAGCUGUGGCGCGAUGUCGACCGGCUGAUCGCCAACGUGCUCCUCAAGAAGGGGUAUCUCGGCAGCGACGAGUGCGCCGAGAAGGCCGAAGAUAUCUGGACGCGCCUGAUGGCGUGGCUCAAGGACGGCGUGUACCGCGCCCAUUGGAACGCGCUGUGCUUUGGCGUGUCGUACUGGCUUGGAUGGAAGGACGGCGACCCGAAGAAGACGGAGCGGCCGUGGUUCCGCGACGACCCGAUCACCGCCAAGCUGCAGGACGACGCGCACGAUUUUGCCAGCGCGUUGUUUUUGGACAGGAAGGGCAGGCUGAGCUUCAAGCCGGCCAUCUGGCAGGACGUGUUCAACCUCGUGUUCCCGGCGCUCACGAAGGGGGGCGGCGGCUUCUUCCCCAUCCCGCGCAUGGAGCUUGCCUCGCCCAACGUCGAGCUGGUGCUGGAGAAUGUGUACCUGUCCAUCUCGAACAUUCUCCCGACGAUGGUUACCAUCGAGGAGCACCGCAUGACCAAGCUUUCGCCCUUUGACGCGAUCAAGAACACGCACCGGAAUCGGAACAAGAUUAGGAUAUCCCAGGUGCAGGCCGAUGUGCGCGACGCAAUGAUCUGGGUCAAGUUCAGGAAGCUCAAGAUCCAGGACCAGGGCGAUGUGGAUAUCACGCUGUCUCGGCAGGGCUUAUCGAUCACGCUCGACCUCGAGUUCAACACGGACGAGAACGCGAAACGUAUGCUGACAGUGCACGACGUCGAUGUGAACAUCGAUCAAUUGAGCAUGCGGGUCCGCAACUCGAGCCGGGACCGGCUCUUCCGCGCAGUUUUGCCCGCUUUCGGCGUACCGUUCCUCAAGAGCAAGCUCACCGCCGCGCUGGAGAGGAAGAUCCGUGUGAUACUCGAGCGCACCAAUGCCGAGAUGAUGGAGAUCAGACGGCGGCUGGACCUGGCCGCGACCGAGACCAAACGUGAGGUCAAGGACGACGACUCGGCCAGCCAGCGGCUGUACCGCAUUGUCGCGAAGCGUGCACAGGAGAUCAAGAAGGAAAUGGACGCCGUCAAGGCGGUCAAGCGGAAACGGACUGAGCGGCUGCGGCACGAGUCGAUCCAGCGACACGACGCUGCGGGGCCCGAGUCGCCAGUAUCCACGCCGUCGAGUUCCACAUCCGAAAUCAACCUGCCUGAUGUGGGCGACUUUCCGCGCGCGCCGAUCGACAAGAAGAAGUCGUUCAAGAUCUCUGCACGGCUGGAAGAGGCGCUCCUCCCCCAUCUUUCCGCUGAUGCCGAGCGGUCGAUCGUGUAUCGCCGCUGGCGGGCGGAAGAGUCGAGCAGACGCGCGAACGGCGCCGCGUUGGCGAUUGAGCGGACGACGGCAGGCGUCGUGCCCACCGCCACUGGGCUGCGAGGCGGCGCAGGGGGCAAAGGCGCGCAGAAGCUCUGGUGGUCGCCCGUGUUUAACUGGGACUGGCGAGGUCUUGGCGACCCGGGCAAGGCGCCGCGCGAGAAGCCUCGUGCAUAGUGGGGGAGGGCAGUGUCUGCCCAUGAAUGGCCCGCCGCGUCGUGCCGCUCGGGCCAUGCAGGUCGACCGAUGCUCGCUCGGUCUUAAGCCUUCGGGGCUCGUGCAUGCCUCGAGUCGCCGAGAGACCCGACAGGCCCGAUGCCUUGUGACACUUUUGUAAUCAGCCAC
This is a messenger RNA of Vanrija pseudolonga, 3442 nucleotides long. RefSeq lists its product with no specific name. NCBI's taxonomy places the organism in Eukaryota, Fungi, Basidiomycota, Tremellomycetes, Trichosporonales, Trichosporonaceae. The record is from RefSeq and is a predicted model, not a curated record. The transcript has 4 exons. The coding region runs from base 26 to 3274 and encodes 1082 amino acids.